Molecule: messenger RNA, 1332 nt
Organism: Rhipicephalus microplus (southern cattle tick)
Lineage: Eukaryota; Metazoa; Arthropoda; Arachnida; Ixodida; Ixodidae
Product: acetylcholinesterase
Biological process (GO): choline metabolic process; acetylcholine catabolic process
Cellular component (GO): plasma membrane
Molecular function (GO): acetylcholinesterase activity
Source: RefSeq, a predicted model, not a curated record
AUGCCUCCGGUUCCAGCGCUGCCUCAGGAGAGGAGAAACGUGGAUGAUGAGAGGACCGUCGAGGAGAGCCCCGAUUUCUCCAUCCUCGCUGUCCGAAUCCUUUUCGCGGUGGUGUGGAUCGCCAUCACGGCCGUCGUUACGUUCGCGACGGAGAAAGAAUACAACGCCCCGGUGUCGUACCCAAACUGUGGGCCACUGCAGGGCGUCGACGAGGUGUUCGAGGAGCGGAGGCUGCACGUCUACUACGGCGUCCCUUUCAUGCGGCCAGCGCUGCUCCAAAACCGAUUCGAGAGGCUCUCCAUACUGAAGCGACCCUGGCCGUUCCUCCUGGACGCCCGUAACCAGAGCCAGUCUUGUUCGCAGCCGUCCCUGAACGUCGGAAAGAUGACCCUGUACAACACGAACAGCACCGACGACUGCCUCUACCUCAACAUAUACCUGCCCGCACGAAAGCAGUCCGAGAGGAGCACGCCCGCCUAUCCCAUCAUCGUGUUCAUCUAUGGAGGCGGCUACCACUCCGGCAGCAACUCGUUUCCUUUCUAUAGCGGCAAGUACCUGGCCGCGCUCGGAAAUGCCAUGGUCGUGGUGCCGAACUACCGACUGGGUGUGUUCGGCUUCCUGCGGUCGUCUAUUCUUGGCUUGAAAGGAAACCAAGGCCUGCACGACGUUCACGCCGCGCUGCUGUGGGUCAAGAACAACGCCGCGGCCUUUGGCGGUGACAUUAACAGUGUCACGGUGAUGGGCCAUCAGGUCGGAGCUGCCAUAAUCGGCCUGCUAAGUUCCAUAGGCGGAGCAUCGCAGCUUUUUCAUCGUGUCAUCAUGAUGAGUGGGUCACCCUACAUGCGCCACAGAAAGGAAGACAGCAAGGUGAAGACAGUGGAGCAAGAUCAGCUCAUACAAAAGCUAGGCUGCCGCGGGGAAUCCAAGGUUGUCCUCGACUGCCUGCGCAGCAAGACGGCUCAAACCAUGCUCGACUUCGCCAUACGACUGAAAAACUGGAAGACGAUGUUCAUACCGAAUGAGUACGAGGACAUACACGAUGACGCCAGCGUCGACCUGAGAAGCACGGCCAUUCCCAAGGACCUCAUCAUUGGCACGACGAUAAAUGAGGGCUCGUACUAUGCCAACCUGUUUCUGGAGACGUUCUCCAGGUAUGACGCCUCGAAGCUCACCCGAGUCGAAGCUUACAGGUAUCUCCAGGAGGUCACCGCGGGUCUAGGCUUCCACGGAUACAAAGAACUGGUCAGCUAUUACGACCAAAGGUACAAGGACCACAGUCCGGAGGCUUUUUUCGCGAACGCCAUUGGCGACAUAGUGAUUAACUGCCCAUGA